Sinocyclocheilus rhinocerous is the source of this 1486-nucleotide messenger RNA. RefSeq names its product AT-rich interactive domain-containing protein 3B-like. Gene Ontology annotation, cellular component: nucleus. Gene Ontology annotation, biological process: regulation of transcription by RNA polymerase II. The annotation marks the transcript as partial. The record is from RefSeq and is a predicted model, not a curated record. NCBI's taxonomy places the organism in Eukaryota, Metazoa, Chordata, Actinopteri, Cypriniformes, Cyprinidae. The transcript is spliced from 7 exons. Gene Ontology annotation, molecular function: DNA binding.
AAACGCAUUCCGCGCGGGGUGGGGGUGCGCGUCGCGUCGCGUCGCGGGGAGGAGACGCCAGAGAGACGCGUCGCGUCGCGGGCGGAGCUGCAGGGAGUCGCGCUCUGAACGCCGGUGGUCGCGGUUCUGCUCGCCUGAAACGGAGCGCACCGGAUCGAACGGAAAGCGCCGCCGGUUCACCGAGAGUUAGCGCGCAGGAAGAGACGAGCGGAGCGGAGGGAUGGUGGAUAACAGCGGCAGCGGCAAAACGCAGAUGGAGGCUGGUUUGGGUGGGUUUCCCCACAGCGGCUCCGCAGGAGUGAAGCUGGAGCAAAUGAUGGAGCAUCUUCAGCGGCAGCAGCAGGCGCGUCUGGAGAUGGAGCACAAGGAGCGCAGGCUGCGUGAAGCUCACAUCAUGUACGCGCAGCAGCUCGCGGCUCAGCAGGCCGUUCUGGCCGCCGCUCGGGCUUCAGGAGCCGGGUUCAUGAGCAGGGGCCUCGGCGCUUCUGGGGCCGGACAUCCAUCCCGUGUCUCCAAUCAAAGCAGUUUGGACUCCGAACGCGACCGGGACUCGGAUGAUGAUGAUGGGAUGAUGGAGGGUGAUGAAGGUAGCGAGGAAGAUGAGCGGCCCUUCGGGAGCUUCUCGGGCCCCGGGGCCGCCGCAGAUGCGCAGAGAGCUCCGUCACCCGGCGUCAGGGUCAAACAGGAGCCCGAGGACGAUCUCUCACCCGUCGGGCGACCGUCUGUGUCUUCUCCUAAUGGCCAAGCGUACUGGAGCUACGAGGAUCACUUUAGAGCGAACGGCGGUGUAUCCUGGCCGGAUGAUGUGGAUGUUGCUCGUGGAAGAGGGGAAGCGUCCAGAGAUUUCGCCAAGUUAUAUGAGCUGGAUAACGACCCGCAAAGGAAGGAGUUUCUGGACGACCUUUUCACCUUUAUGCAGAAACGAGGGACUCCGGUGAACAGGAUCCCCAUCAUGGCGAAGCAGGUUCUGGAUCUGUACAUGCUGUAUAAGCUGGUGACGGAGAAGGGCGGACUGGUGGAGGUCAUCAACAAGAAGAUCUGGAGAGAGAUCACCAAGGGUCUCAACCUGCCCACGUCCAUCACCAGCGCCGCGUUCACGCUCCGCACGCAGUAUAUGAAGUAUCUGUAUCCGUACGAAUGCGAGCGGAAAGCGUUGAGUUCUCCCAGCGAGCUGCAGGCUGCCAUCAACAGCAACCGGCGCGAAAGCCGUCGAUCCAGUUACAGCAACAGCCUGUUCCGCUUUAGCCCCUCCUCCGGCUCCGCCCCUCACCUCCUGACCCCGCCCAAGAUGCACCUGUCAGCGCUGGGGGCCAUAGGGGCCCUGAAUGGACUGCAGGCGUCCCCGGGGCCAUCUCUGAAGAAGGGACUGAAUGAUGGCCGCUCGUCCUGCGUGGCGCUGGCGUUUGGGCAGCAGCAGGCGGCGGGUCUGGCGCGGGCCGCAACACUGGAGCAGCUCCGAGAGAAGCUGGAGACGGAGGCACAUGAG